GGCGGUUCCGGGGGCGCCGGCGCUUCUGUGAGUGGUGUGCGGGAGGAGAGGGGCUCCGCCACCUCCGCCCCUUCCGCCGCCUCCUGCCUUCUGCUCGGCAGAGAGGAGGCCGCCAUGCACCCCGUUUUCCAGAGCAGCCGGCGCGACUUUACCUUCGGGCCGUGGAAGCUGAGCGCCGCCCGGACGCAUAUCAUGAAGUCGGCGCAGGCCGAGAGGUUGGCUGAUGAAUUACACAUGCCUUCCCUGCCAGAGAUGAUGUUUGGAGACAAUGUCCUAAGAAUACAGCAUGACCAUGGUUUUGGAAUUGAGUUCAAUGCUACAGAUGCUUUAAAAUGUGUCAAUAAUUGUCAAGGUAUGAUCAAAGUCGCUUGUGCAGAGGAGUGGCAAGAGAGCAGGAGUGAGACUGAGCACAGUAAAGAAGUUGUCAAGCCAUAUGACUGGACUUACACAACAGAUUACAAAGGAACUUUGCUGGGAGAUACUGCAACAUUAAAGGUUGUUCCUACAACAGAACACAUAAAUACAGAGAAAUUGAAAGCCAGGGAACAAAUUAUGUUUUUUGAAGAAGUACUUCUGUUUGAAGAUGAACUCCAUGAUCAUGGAGUAUCAAGUUUGAGUGUGAAAGUAAGAGUUAUGCCUUCCAGCUUUUUUGUGCUGCUGAGGUUCUUCUUGCGAGUGGAUGGAGUACUCAUCAGGAUGAAUGAUACAAGGCUUCAUCAUGAGGCUGACAAGACCUACAUGUUGCGAGAAUACACAUCCAGGGAAAGCAAAAUAUCAAGUCUAAAGUUUUGCUUUUUAGAAUGUUCCACCUUCCCUGUUCACGGAACCUAAUGAGAUCUCUCAGUAUCUACCCAUAAAGGAGACAAUCUGUGAAAAACUAGAAUUCCCAGAGAAGCUGGAGCCUAAACCAGAAGCGUCACUGGAAACCAUAUGUGCUAAGUCUAAAUAAAUGUGACUUUAUAAGGACUUGAAGUAUACUGGAGAUUGUGUGAUCACAGUUGUUGACAUGGGGGGUGUUUCACUACUAGUGGAAUGAAGAAUUUGGCUAAUUUUUCUGUAGCCUUGAGAGAAAACAUUUCAAGCAGAUUUUGCUAAUGGUGUUUUUGGUUUGGAUUUUUUUUUAACCUGUGUUUGGAGUUGAUGAUAGACUGGUGGUGAGUUACAGUUUUCAACGCAUUGGAGAAAUGACUAUUGGGAGUCUGGGUUCUGUUUAGUUCACCAAGCAGGCAGGAGUAUUGUCUGGACUGCCAUCCACUUAAAAUUCUACGAAGAUUUUGUUAUUGCUGCUUCAGAUACUAUGAAACUACCAGAGUUGUAAAACUGGCAUGAUUUUAUUUUUAUUGAGAAAUAAUCCACAGUAAAAAAAAAAAUUCCUCUGCAUUUAUUUUGAUCUGUCCGUCCUAAACUACCCAUUUUCCUUGGCUUCCCCUACUGGUAGCCAACAAAGUUACUUCUUGUAGUUUCUGAUCCAGAGUCUCACCUAAGAAUAGUCAUUUCAUCUGAGAUAGGUUUAAGUGUAGAGAAAAAAUAUAUUUGUUUGACACUAUAUAAAGGUAAAAAUUAUUUGUGAAGCAUUAACUCCAGGAGAGCUGGAGGUUAACAGAGAGCCACUGCUAAGUCUCUUCACAAAAGCUGGUUUAAUCUAGUGUCAGCUGGAGUUCUGUGGGCAGUUUUGGGACUCUCUGGGCAGUUCUGGGACUCUCACCUGAGGUCCCUGUGCUGCUCCAGUAACGUACGCUGCUGGAAAGGUAUCUCCCUGCACUGGCCUUCUCUUGGAUGUGCCCACAUGGGAUGAUUCUACUGCCCUGACAGCCAAGUUGCAAAACUGCCUUGAGGCUUAUCUUUGGGUAAGUCUGAUCCCUAAAGAAUGCUGGUAUUUGCAGUUUGAGAAAUGAGAUCCUGUAUGGCCUUAGAAGGAUGCUAACAUAUAUUCCGGAUAUAUAAUUUUGGUUUAUUUUAAAAUUCUUCUAAGUUCUAGUAUUGAUAGAAGUGUGGUCACUUGUAUAGUCAUGGUUUCAACACUCUGUAGAUGAAACUGAAUACUUGUAUUGCUUUUGGAAAUUGUGCAAUAUAGUACUGGUUUGGCCUAAGAAUGGGGCAGUUAAGCAGGCUUGUCUGGGUUUGCUGCUGACACUCAGUGCAGGAAGAAUGUAACUGCAGUGAAAAGCAGGCCCGGUGGUGCAAGGUGCUUGCAGAUAAGAACAGGGACACAUUCUCAUGUCUUGGGGUUUUUGUUUAAAAAUCUUCAUAUUCUACACCGCAUGGCUUACUAGAAGCAGCCCACCACAAAACCUUGUAUUUAAUAAUAUAUUUUGUGAGGUUUUCAUGUAGAGAAAACCUCUUUUAUUGGGGGGGGGAAGUGUACUGCUAUCUAAGUGACUGUUCCUUGUUAAAAACAAAUAACACACUGAUUUCACUUUUAUUUGAGGCCACCUGGUCUAGUGAAUUCUACUGCAGGUGGAAAGGCAGGAACUAACUGCAAUUUUUCCUGUGUCACUGAUUUACUCUAGCCACGAGGAAGACGUUUUUCUGUGCCUCCAUUCCCUUUAUGUAAAAAUGGAAGUUAAUGCCUACCUCACAGAGAGACUGUGAGGAUUAGUUUGUACAAAGUUACUGAUUAGAAAUUUUUUUUUCUGAACACACCUUCAGCCUUAUCCUUGGAAUACUUUGGAAAGGAUUACUGUAAAGAAAUUAACUAUAAGAUAAGUGAAGAGAACUGAAACAGUUUCUGAAAGAAGUUGUCCAGCUGUGAUAAUUACCAGGUAAUUAUCAGACAUGAUCUGGGUGAAUGAAUUUAUGGCCACUUUGAAAUAGAAGCAAGGUCCUCUAUGUUCCCCAUUACAGUCCUAAAAUCUGUUGGCUUUUUCUCAUCUUCCUGCCCUUGUUUCCUAAACAUUUUAGUGUCAGGAUGAAGAAAAGGACUGCAAAUAGAUGCAGCACCGAGAAGAUUAAAAUCCGUUUAGUAAUAGAAGAUUAUUUGGGUCCACUCCAGUGUUUGAGGGAAGUGAGGAAAGAGUGAAAAGGAAUGACAAAUGGAAGUGAAGAGUUAUUUUUCUGGUAGAAGUAAAUUAUGGCACUUACUCUAAGCAUAUAUUAGUAUACAUGCCUCAGAGCUUAUAAAAACACAGCUUAUAAAAACAGCUGGUAUGGCUGGGAGCAGAGCUCAUGUAGUGCUGGCAUGAAGGAAACUGUAUCUGCAUUUGUUAAUUCAACCUGUGAUUUGAGCUUGGUCAGUGAUGCAAACGUUAAACUCCUUUGGUCUAAAAUGGAGUGUGGGGGGGAAAGCCACAGAGUGGGGAGGGAGCAGUGGAAAGGGCACUCUGCAUGAUUAGCUUAUACUGUGUGUUUUCUCUUGUCCAUCAUACAUCCUAAUUUGUGACCUGUUGAUAAAGUUUUAUGGAAUUGACUUUGUAUCUAAUUGACUAUAGAUACAUGCUCUCCAUCUAUUCUGAAGGGUGCUGUGCAUUUCAGUGGGACACAUUUUGGGGAAAUCACAAGAACACCUUUAGGAAGUUAUAGUUACAGCAAGUUCAAAAUUGGAGCACUUUGUGACUUUCUUACGCCACACAGAUUACCAAGAAGCAGCGAUAUAAACUAGUGUACAGCAAGUGGACUGACACAAAUUUUCCACAGAAAAGUACCACUUUGAAUAAACAACUUUAGGGCGAGAGGGAGUGGGGUGGUUCUCCAGCUGUUUUGUGUGGAGUUUUAUGUGGCAGUUUAUAUUGUUCCUUGUAUGUUGCUUAAUAAAACGUACCAAACAUUUUGCAGUUCUGUUUUUAACUGAGCAAAACAAACUGAAAUAACUACUUGUGAUGCUGAAUUUUGGCUGCUUUG
Molecule: messenger RNA, 3837 nt
Organism: Camarhynchus parvulus
Lineage: Eukaryota; Metazoa; Chordata; Aves; Passeriformes; Thraupidae
Gene: TIPRL
Product: TOR signaling pathway regulator
Exons: 7
Coding region: 115-831 (238 amino acids)
Biological process (GO): TOR signaling
Cellular component (GO): cytosol
Source: RefSeq, a predicted model, not a curated record